CGCGACCGCACGAGUAUGGAGCCGACGAACAAAGCCUUAACGUCUACUCGAUUCUCCGAACUCGAGCCGGCGCUCUCUGAGUCAGUUCUCGAAGCUUUGACUAAUGGAAGCUUCGAUUACUGCACGCCGGUUCAAGCGGCAACCAUACCUUUGCUGUGCAGCCACAAGGAUGUCGCCGUCGAUGCCGCCACCGGCUCUGGGAAAACCCUUGCCUUUGUCGUCCCUUUGGUUGAGAUCCUACGUCGAUCAUCUCCUCCUAAAUCUCACCAGGUAAUGGGCAUUAUUAUAUCACCAACUAGGGAGUUGUCAUCACAGAUAUUUCAUGUUGCUCAACCUUUCAUUUCAACGCUGCAUAACAUUAAGCCAGUGCUUCUUCUUGGGGGAGGGGAAGUUAAACUGGAUAUGAAGAAAAUUGAAGAAGAAGGGGCAAAUUUGUUGAUUGGGACACCUGGCAGACUUUAUGACAUAAUGGAACGCAUGGACAUGUUAGACUUUCGUAAUUUUGAGAUUUUAAUUUUAGAUGAAGCUGAUAGGCUGCUAGAUAUGGGAUUCCAGAGGCAGUUAAACUCCAUUAUAUCUCGUUUGCCAAAACUACGCCGGACAGGCCUGUUUUCUGCCACUCAAACUGAGGCAGUUGAAGAGCUUUCAAAGGCAGGAUUAAGGAACCCAGUACGGGUUGAAGUUAGGGCAGAGGCAAAAUUACUAAAUGGUUCUACAUCAUCUGGCCAAUUUGCUUCUUCAAAAACUCCCGCUGGCCUUCAGAUAGAGUAUCUUGAAUGUGAAGCAGACAAGAAAUCAUCACAACUUGUCGAUUUCCUAAUUAACAACAAAUCUAAAAAAAUUAUAAUCUAUUUUAUGACUUGUGCAUGUGUUGAUUACUGGGGAGUUGUUCUUCCUCUUAUUUCUUGUCUGAAAAAGCUAUCUUUAAUACCCCUUCAUGGAAAGAUGAAGCAGACUGCUAGGGAGAAAGCAUUAUCAUCAUUUACAUCUCUUUCCAGUGGCAUUCUCUUAUGCACUGAUGUCGCGGCACGUGGACUCGACAUUCCAGGUGUUGAUUGUAUAAUACAGUAUGAUCCACCUCAGGAUCCGAAUGUGUUUGUUCACAGAGUAGGCAGAACAGCUAGGCUUGGGAGGCAAGGGCAUGGCAUCGUAUUUCUUUCACCAAAGGAGGAAGCAUAUGUUGAAUUCUUACGCAUAAGAAGAAUUCCACUCGAAGCAAGAGAAUGUUCAAAUGAGGCUCCUGAUAUUCUUCCAGAGAUACGUUUAGCAGCAAGUAAAGACCGUGAUGUUAUGGAAAAGGGAAUCAGGGCAUUCGUGUCUUAUAUCCGUGCUUAUAAAGAGCACCACUGCUCAUACAUCUUCAGAUGGAAAGAGCUUGAGAUUGGAAAGCUUGGGAUGGGAUAUGGUUUAUUGCAGCUUCCUUCUGUACCUGAGGUGAAGCAUCACUCUCUUUCAACUGAGGGUUUUAUUCCAGUAAAAGAUAUAAACCUGGAGGAGAUUAAGUUCAAAGACAAAUUUCGUGAGAAGCAAAGAAAAAAGAACUUGGAGGCAAAAAAGGCAAAACAGCAAGAAGUGAAGAAACAAAAAAGAAACCCAAGUUCAUUAAAAGCCGAUAUGAAGAAACAGACCGCCAAGAAGAGGCGUGCUUCUCAAUCGGUUGAAGAUGAUGAUGAGAUGGCCAGGGAAUACCGCCUACUGAGGAAGCUAAAAAAAGGAGCCAUUGAUGAGACCCAAUUCGCUAAGUUGACCGGAACAGAAGACUUGCUAUGAAUAGAGCCCGUUUCCUUCUUCUCUACUUAUAUGCCUUGCUAUGAAUAGAGCCCGUUUCCUUCUUCUCUACUUAUAUGCCUUCGAAGUGUUCUUUGUAUGAAUAGUGUCACGAAUCUCCCAAGUUUCGGAAUACGCCUUGUAGGCAUGGACGGUGAACCCUUGUAGCCAUAUAGCCUCUAACAUUCUUUGUAACAAAAUUUUGGUCCCUCAAGUGUUAGGUUUAACAUGCUGCCAUGGCUUUGCUAUGAUAAAAAAGAAUGUUUUCAAGCUUUUGAUUACAUACAGCUUAUUUAUGCUUUCUUGGCGAGCAAUAUAGUUUUCUGAUUCUUUAUUACA
Molecule: messenger RNA, 2106 nt
Organism: Cuscuta epithymum
Lineage: Eukaryota; Viridiplantae; Streptophyta; Magnoliopsida; Solanales; Convolvulaceae
Source: the annotation of a GenBank genome assembly